This is a messenger RNA of Aspergillus ochraceoroseus IBT 24754, 2970 nucleotides long. RefSeq lists its product as uncharacterized. The coding region runs from base 1 to 2970 and encodes 989 amino acids. Gene Ontology annotation, molecular function: zinc ion binding; metalloaminopeptidase activity; glucan endo-1,3-alpha-glucosidase activity. Gene Ontology annotation, cellular component: fungal-type vacuole. Lineage: Eukaryota; Fungi; Ascomycota; Eurotiomycetes; Eurotiales; Aspergillaceae. The record is from RefSeq and is a predicted model, not a curated record. Gene Ontology annotation, biological process: proteolysis. The transcript has 5 exons.
AUGAAACCUCUCGAUCGCAUUAUACGUCACCUCCAUGCCAAAGAGAAACCACAACAACAGUUUCCCUCGCCAUCGUUCGCUCCUCCGUCCGGAAAUUACAAUCCAGCACCACCCCAAAAUACCUCCGUGCACAACACACCGCCAGCUCCGAUUCCACCGUCAGAGCCUCUGAGCGUGUUUGCUCAUUUCUUGGUUGGGAAUGCCGGGGCCAUGUCCCAAACCCAGUGGGAGCGCGACAUCAUCGAGGCUCAGAAAUCUCAUAUUGACGGAUUUGCUUUGAAUGUAGCCCCGCAGGAUGGAUACACGGACCGUGUUCUGCAAACCGCUUACGACGCUGCUGAGAAGAUCGGUAACUUCUCAUUGUUCAUUGCAUUUGACUAUGGAUCCGGCGGGCCGUGGCCACCAGACAGGGUGAUCACCAUAAUCAACACCUACAAGAAUCGACGAGCGCAGUAUCUUUACAACGGAAAGCCUUUGGUUUCGACCUUCGAGGGCGUUGCAAAUGCAGCUGAUUGGCCGAAUAUUAAGAACGCCACCGGUUGUAUGUUUAUGCCAUGCUGGACCAGCCUUGCACCCUCGGGCCUGCACACUGUCCAGGACAAGAUUGAUGGCGCUUUCAGUUGGGAUGCCUGGCCAGUGGGUGCAGAAGACAAGAACAUGUCGAGCGACAAGGCAUGGAUAGACGCGUUGCACGGCAAACCAUAUAUGAUGGCCGUUGCUCCUUGGUUCUAUACGAACCUACCUCAGUGGAACAAGAAUUGGCUUUGGCGUGGCGAUGAUCUAUGGCACUAUCGCUGGAGACAGGUGAUGGAGUUGCAGCCAUCUCUCGUUCAGAUCCUCAGCUGGAAUGACUAUGGAGAGACCCAUUAUAUUGGGCCAAUCUACGAGCCAGGGAUCCCCGAUGGCGCCGCUCCUUAUGUAAAUCCUUGUCCUCAUGAUGCAUGGCGCACCCUCCUCCCGCAUUAUAUUGAUGCGUAUCGCCGGCAAAACGCAAUGAACCGAGAAAGAAUCUCAGAUCCGAGCGCGGUGACUUCGUACCGCCCCAAGCUUCCGAUCUCGUACACCGACAAGAUAGUGUACUGGUAUAGAUUGAAUCCUAGCCACUCCGGAAGCGCGAAUGGAACAACAGGCAAUAACCCCAAGAUGGGUCAGCCGGAGUUGAAGCCAGGAGAGGUGUCGCAGGAUCGAGUUUUUGUCAGCGUGUUAGUGACCCAGCCGAGCGACGUGUAUGUACAAAUUGGACAAGCGACACCAACCGUUCUUCUGGCCGGUGAACCGGGUGUAAACCACUACUCUGUGCCUUUUCAUGGACAGACGGGACCGGUGAGAAUGAUGAUCGCCCGACAAGGUCGGGAGAUUGUAGCGACGAUGGGGCCUGCCAUAACGGAACAGUGUACAGAUGGGAACAAAAUUGCCAUUGAUUCUUCGUCUCCCCUGGCUUAUCGCCCCUAUGGCCAGCUCCCGGAGCCCCUCCACUAUCACCAACACCAGCCUCCUGUCCCUACCACGCCGUCUGUACCACGCUCCAAGGUGGUACUAGAGUCCAUUAACCCCGAUGAUUAUGCGCAGCCAUACUGCGACUUUAUGACCAACCAUCCCACCAUUUUUCACGCCGUUGACGGCUUCUCCAAGGAACUCGAGAGCAAAGGCUACAAGUACCUAUCCGAGCGGGAAGCCUGGACGUCGAAGCUCGAACGGGGAGGCAAAUACUACACUACACGUAAUGGGAGUGCCAUCAUCGCUUUCUCCGUUGGCAAGGACUAUCAGAGCGGCAACGGUGUCGCGGUUGUGGCCGGCCACAUCGACGCCCUCACCGCCAAACUGAAGCCCGUCUCCAAGCUUCCCUCGAAAGUGGGAUAUGCGCAGCUCGGUGUUGCUCCGUAUGCCGGUGCCCUGGGCAAGACAUGGUGGGACCGUGACCUUUCCAUUGGGGGUAAGGUCCUAGUCCGAAACGCCAGCACUGGCAAGGUCGAGGCCAAGCUGGUUAAGCUCGACUGGCCGAUCGCGCGCAUCCCGUCGCUGGCAGAGCAUUUCGGGGCGCCCGCCCAAGGCCCGUUCAACAAGGAGACGCAGAUGGUGCCCAUCAUUGGGGUUGACAACUCCGAUCUCUUCCAGAGCCAGCAAACAUCAACAACCACAGCUGACAAUGGCAUCGAACCCGGCACUUUCGCCGCCACGCAGCCCGCUAAACUCAUCCACGUCAUCUCCAAGGAACUGGGCAUCACAGACUACAGCAGCAUUCUCAACUGGGAGCUAGAGCUAUAUGACAGCCAGCCGGCUUGCCUGGGCGGUCUCGACAAGGAUCUGAUCUUUGCCGGCCGCAUCGACGACAAGCUGUGCUGCUACGCCGCGCACCAGGCCCUGCUCGCCUCCCCCGACAGCACCUCCUCCUCCUCCGUCAAAAUGGUCGGCAUGUUUGACGACGAGGAAAUCGGCAGUCUCCUCCGCCAGGGGGCCCGCUCCAACUUCAUGAGCAGCGUUAUCGAACGCAUCACCCAAUCCUUUGUUCCCGUCACCUCCUCUUACGGCCCCGAUCUCCUCGCCCAAACCGUCGCAAACAGCUUCUUCGUCUCUUCCGACGUCAUCCACGCUGUCAACCCCAACUUCGCCAACGUCUACCUGGAAAACCACAUGCCCCGCCUCAACGUCGGCGUCACAGUCUCGGCAGACUCCAACGGCCACAUGACCACCGACAGCGUGAGCCACGGCUUCAUCAAGCGUGUCGCCGAGCGUUGCGGCGCUACCCUGCAGGUCUUCCAGAUCCGAAACGACUCGCGCAGUGGCGGCACCAUCGGACCCAUGACGAGCUCGCGGAUCGGCAUGAGAGCCGUUGAUGUGGGGAUUCCACAACUAAGCAUGCAUAGUAUUCGGGCAACGACAGGACGACUCGACCCUGGUUUGGGUGUGAAACUCUUCAAGGGAUUCUUUGAUUACUUUGAGGAUGUGGAUAAGGAGUUUGUUGAUUUUUAA